This is a messenger RNA of Theileria annulata, 1854 nucleotides long. RefSeq names its product Theileria parva Tpr-related protein, putative. Lineage: Eukaryota; Apicomplexa; Aconoidasida; Piroplasmida; Theileriidae. The coding region runs from base 1 to 1854 and encodes 617 amino acids. The record is from RefSeq and is a predicted model, not a curated record. The transcript has a single exon.
AUGAAACUAGCUGGUGAUAGUAAACUAACCAAUGAUGAUAAGGUCACCGCUGUUAUAAAGGCCUACCUUGAGGUUAAGAACACCUAUUACCAAAUGCUCAUCCGUUAUAGGAUCCAAAAGAAGGCCGAACCAUUUUACAGUGCGGCCAAUGCACUUAAAGAUGCUGCUAAGGCUCAGACUAGUCAACCACAAACUCCACUUGGAAAACUUCAAGGUGCUGCCGGUCCUGAAAUGGAUACUCUAGUUCGUACAGCCGAAACUCUUAAAGGUAUUGAGCUAGGUACAGAUGACUCUAACAUCGUACAGAAGUACCUUGCUGUGGCAGACGAAUAUGGAAAACUGUCAUCCAAGAAAGAGUUCAAAGACGCAUCAAGUGAACGUGAGGUUCAAGAAGUCACCAAAGCAUUUGAGGCCCUUCAGAAUUCCUAUGUAAAUGUCAUUAGACUUAGGGUCCAAGAAUUAGCAAACCUGGCCGAAACCCUUAAAAAUAAAGCCACUGAAGCUAACAGUGUUUCUGGACUUGAUGGUAAAGCCACUGCUCUCAGAGAUGCAGCCAGUCAAGAUCAAAAUGGCCUAAAACAGAAAGCAGACUUACUGGUUAAAGCUAUCAAUUCCGGUCAACCUACCUAUGAAAAGGCCACUGAUGUCAUAAAACAAUUCGUCAAGGUCAAGGAAGCAUAUGAAGCACUAGAAAACCAAGCUAAAUACCAACAGCUACUAGACAAGGCCAAAGAACAAAUAGCAGAAGGUCAACCACUAUCAGAUGGUGAUGAACAAAAUGUCAAAAACGUUGAUGAUGCCUACAACGAUCUCAAGAAACUAUAUGACAAGAUUCUAAAGUUUGCAAAGGUCAAAUACUACUCCGAACAACUACACAGUGCAGCCAGUGGUGGUAAUGCGGAGAAUGUCAUUAAUAACUUCAAUUCACUAGUUGAUUCCUACAGUAAACUAGGUACUAAUAAGUCCAUAGUUAAAACUCAAUUCACUGAUCUUCAGAAAGUGUAUUCUGAAGCUAUAUAUUUUUAUAAGAAAUGUGUCCUGGCAUGGACCUCCAUAAUUACGAAUUGGUUAAACUUCCUGACAUUUGUAAUCCUGUUGAUAGUUUUUGUUACUGGUGGUGAUGAUCCAGGACGUAGCGGUUGUGAAGGAACUGCUUCUGCUGCUCCUCAGACUAUCAAUAGUGUUAAACUAGCCAUCUCAGGUAGUACCCAUACAAUAACCCUCAGUGAUGGUGGCAACACUAAUGGUACUCUAACCCAUACCAGUGAGAAGGCUAUCACUCUCAAGGGCAGUGGUACUGGUACCCUAACCAUCAAACUUCCUGGUGGUGAAAUAAAACUCACCCAACUAACCAUCAGUGGUAAUACUCUGACCAUCAAAAACGGUUCUAGGGUAUCUGUUACCAAAGAUGAUGAUACGAAAAUUAAACUCCAACAAUCCGGAGGUGCUACCCUUAAUAGCAACCAACUGACUCUCGAAAAAGAUGAAGAUGGUGGUCGAGAUGCUGCCAACAUCUCUGGUCAAAGUACUGUUACUCUAGAUUACGGCACUGGGGGUGGACAUAUCACAAUCAAUGGUAGUGCCAUCAGUGAUCUCAGGAAAUACGAACCAUCUUUAUCACCACAAUACUUCGACGGUGCUACUACUUUCAGAUUCAAGAAAUGGUCUGAAUACCCUGCUGGCAAGUUCUAUCUUGGAUUUAAUAUCCUGAUGGUUAUUAAGAUAUCUCUUGCAGGUAUAUUCAUAUACUCACUUCAUUAUAAAGACUCUAACAUUUCUCGUGCUAUCGUUAACCAACCCAAGAUGUCCACAGCACUCAGUAUUUUAUUUUAUAUGUGUCAUGGAAGUCAUUGA